GAAGAGGAAUUGGACCUUCAGUUCCGCACUGACGUCUAUGGCCCAGUUAACGUUAUCAAGGCUGUCCUCCCUUACAUGAGAGCGAAGCACAGCGGUACCAUAGUAAACAUAAGCAGCAUUGCUGGCUUUACUGCUGGGCCUUCGUCUGCUGCUUACUCUAUGUCGAAAUUUGCCAUUGAGGCCCUUUCGGAAUCCCUCUCCGUCGAGCUUAAGCCGUUCACCAUUCGAGUCUUGCUGGUUGAGCCAGGAGCUUUCCGGACUGAUUUCCUCGGGUCUCAUAGGCUUCCUGCUGCUAGUAUGAUUAGGGAUUAUGAAGGGACACCCCUGGCCGCUGCUAUGGCUACCUGGGAUACCUUCGCUGGCAAGCAACCCGGUGAUCCGGUGAAGGCAGUCAGUCGAAUCCUCGAUGUAAUUCAGGGGACUGGUCUGGGAAACGGAAAGACACAUGUACUUCGCUUGCCGCUUGGGUCCGAUUGUUUUCCUCGGAUCCUGGCUAAGUUAGAUGCAGUCAGGCAGAAUCUGGAGGAGGUAAAGGAUAUCUCUCUCAGCACUGAUAUCGAUUCUCCAUGA
Molecule: messenger RNA, 570 nt
Organism: Paecilomyces variotii
Lineage: Eukaryota; Fungi; Ascomycota; Eurotiomycetes; Eurotiales; Thermoascaceae
Exons: 2
Molecular function (GO): oxidoreductase activity
Source: RefSeq, a predicted model, not a curated record